This is a messenger RNA of Vitrella brassicaformis, 3731 nucleotides long. NCBI's taxonomy places the organism in Eukaryota, Vitrellaceae. The record is from the annotation of a GenBank genome assembly.
UGGAGCGGAAGCUCUCCCCCUUUCCGCUCUCUUUCGUGUGUGAGCUGCUCCACGCCAUGUCGAGUGAGAUCGGUUUGAUCGGCCUGGCCGUCAUGGGCCAGAACCUCGCUCUCAACAUCGCCUCAAAGGUAAGCAGCCUGGCUGAUGACAUCACUCACGUCAGCGCGGGGCAAGCAAACGACACAGACACAGACAGACAGGGAGGGAGAAUGAAUGCAACGGACCGACCAGGGCAGGGCUUGUGGGUUCUAUUCUGUGCCCCUGUGUGUGUGUGUGUGUGUGUGUUGUUUGUUUGUUUGUUUGCAUGCCACUGGUGUCUGUCUGCAGGGUUUCAGGAUAUCGGUGUGGAAUCGUUCGGAGAGCAAAGUGGACGACACCACCGAGCGGGCCAAGAAGGAGGGCAACCUGCCCCUCGACGGACACAAAGACCUCAGCGCAUUCGUGGGACAAACAGCCGCAUGCACGACAGACAGACAGACAGACAGACAGACAGACAGCGAGACCGAUGGAUGGAUGAAUGGACGUGUGGCUGUGUGUGUGUCGACAUUUUCGCAGGUCCAGUCGAUCAAGAAGCCCCGCAAGAUCAUCAUGCUCAUCCAGGUACACACACACACACACAUGAGUGUGCGUGGCGUACGCUGGCUGCAUCGCUGUCUGCAUGUGUGGAUGGAUGGAUGGAUGGAUGGGUGGAAUGCAGGCGGGUCCCCCGGUGGACAAGGCGAUGGAGCCCCUGCUGCCCCUGCUGGUGAGCAAAGCAAUCGUGUUUGAUGAUCGAUGUGCUGUGGCCCGUGACGUGUUUGUUUACCCAACGCACCCACCCACAGGAGGCCGGCGAUCUGCUGAUUGACGGCGGCAACGAGUGGUACGAGAACACCGAUCGGCGGACCGCACUCUGCGAGAGCAAAGGAAUCAGGUAGGCAGGCGCACCGAUUCACAGGGCCACCCGACCAGACAGACACCAACCCACCUGCGCACACAUGGCGUCAAUGUGUGUUUGUGUGUGUGUGUGUGUGUGUUUAGGUACAUGGGUAUGGGUGUGAGUGGCGGCGAGGAGGGCGCCCGCCACGGCCCCUCGCUCAUGCCGGGCGGCACCAAGGAAGGAUGGGAUAUCGUCAAACCCAUCCUCAUGAAAAUCGCAGCACAGGUCACUGCAUACACACACACACACACACACACACAGAGAGAGGGAGAGGGAGGGAGAGUGUGUUGGUGGUGUGUGUAUGCGUUCAGGUGGAUGACGGUCCGUGCGUGAGUUACAUCGGACCUGGCGGGAGCGGCAACUACGUCAAGAUGGUGCACAACGGCAUCGAGUACGGCGACAUGCAACUCAUCGCUGAGGCACGCAGGAGCCACCACACACACACACACACACACACAGAGAGAGAGAGAGAGAGCACUCUGUAGAGUGUGUGGCUGGAUGUGUGGAUGCGCAGGCGUAUGCCGUCCUGAAGCAGAUGGGCGGCUUGACCAACCCAGAGCUGCAAAACCUCUUCAAGUACUACCUACCUGUCCCGCAUAGCACACAUGAGCCACGCUUCUGCACACGUGUGUGUGUGUGUGUGUGUGGCUGUGGCUGUGUGUGUCAAGGGAGUGGAACAAGGGCGAGCUCAAGAGCUUCCUCAUCGAGAUCACAUCCGACAUAUUCGGGCAGAAGGACGACAAAACAGACGGUGGGUCGGUACACCCCCACACACACGUGUUCGAUGGAUGCGACACGCGAGCUUCUGCGUGACAUCUAUGCAUGGCACGCUCGAUGGAUUCGAUAUAUGCAGGCUAUCUGGUUGACAAGAUCCUGGAUGUGGCGGGCUCCAAGGGCACCGGCAAAUGGACCAUUCAGGUGGGUGGGGUGACAUGAGCUGAGCACCUUGACACCUACACAGCCACGACUGAAUAAAUGGAUGGAUGGAUGGAUGCGCACGUGGUCUCUCGGUCGGUAUGGUGAGCUGUGUUGUGUUGUGUUGUGUUGUGUCUGGUGGGUUUUGCAGGAGGCUGCUGAGCAUGGCGUGCCGUGCCCCACCAUGCAGGCAGCCCUCGACAUGCGGUAAGCAGAGAGGGAGGGAGGGGCCGACACACACGCCACACACAUCCAAACGGCUCUCUCUCUCUCUCUCUGUGUGUGUGUCAACAACAGCUACAUGAGCACCUUCAAGGCGUUCCGUCAGCGCGCCUCUGGCAAGUUCAAAGGGCCGGCCACCAAACCACAAGUCACGCAGAGCACACUCAUCGGUAGGUACCACACACACAGACUGAUUGACUGAUCGCAGACAGACAGACAGACAGAGAGCCACAGACCUACGUGUGCACACGACGUACAACAUUGUAUCAUGCAUGGGACUGACUGUGUGCACUCACUGCAGACGACGUGCGCAAUGCGUUGUACUGCGCCAAGAUCUGUUCGUACGCGCAGGGCCUGAUGCUGCUGCAGACCGUCAGCAACGAAAAGGGCUGGGGGCUCAACCUCGGCGAAAUCAGCAGAACCUGGAAAGGUCGAAUGCAUGGACGGCUGGCUGCAUGGCAUGGAUACCUCCCUCGCUGCCCGACCGACCAGCUGUGUGUAUGUAUGUAUGUAUGUGUGUGUCGCAUGGCGUCGUUCGUUCAGGCGGCUGCAUCAUCCGUGCGGUGUUUUUGGACCGCAUCAAGAAGGCCUUCGACCGCAACCCACACAUGGACAGCCUCCUCAUGGACGACCAGUGAGCUCCUCGAGCAGCCGGGGAGGGAGGGCGGGAGGGAGGGACAGAGGGAGCCAUGCCAUGUGUGUGUGGUGCAUGUGGUCGCGCAGGUUUGCGGAUGAGAUUCAGCAGCGUGAGGUCAGCUGGCGGCGAAUCGUCAACGCGGCGCAGGCGGCCGGCAUCCCCAGUAUGUGGCAUUGCCACCAGAAACCUCUCACCCACACAGAGGCAGAGGCACCCAUCUAUCUAUGAGUGCACGCGAUGCGACGCGACACACAUCUGUUGAAAUCUGUGUUCGUGUGUAUUGUGUGCAGUUCCUGCGCUGUCGGCGAGCCUCUGCUAUUUCGACGCUUACCGAUCUGCAACGGUCCGCCCCCACACCACGACAGACACACCACAACGAAGUGUUUUCUGUACCCCCUCUCUGAUGGUCUGUCUGAUGUGUUGUUUUGUGUUGUUUUGUGUCUGUCGUAUGUGUCCAUUCCCUCCCUCGUGCGUGCAGCUGCCUGUGAACCUGGUGCAGGGGCAGCGUGACUACUUCGGCGCCCACACCUACAAGCGCACCGACGACGAGGGCGGGCCCUACCACACACAGUGGACGCACUUCGCACAGACCUGAUCAAUGGCAAUGAUCAACGAGGCAGCCGAACAACCACUAAAUCGUGAUAGACUGAAGGAGGGAGGGGGGGAGGGAGGGGGCGGAGGUUUUGCUGCCUUUUUUGGCUGUGGUUGGUUUGUUGAUGGACUGACUGGAGGAUUGGCUGCCUGCGUGCCUGAGAAGUGGCAUUUUUGGUCAGUCAGUCAUGCAUGGGCGGAAAGAUCGAUGCAUGCUAUGCAUGUUUUCUAGCUGGCUGCUGACUGGUUGGCGGUGCUUACUCGGUCGGUGGCAUGAAGAAGAACGUUUUGUUUGGCAUAGUUCGUGGAAUGUACAUUCGUCCAUCGAUGCCUCUCUGCCAACGUACACUCAUUCGCACGCCAGCAGCAGCCAGCCCCCGCCCCCGUCCGUCAAGCCUGUAUGUCACAUAUAUGCUUCUUGGUGACUGUCGUCACCGCGCACCGGCC